Messenger RNA from Sphaeroforma arctica JP610, 244 nucleotides. RefSeq lists its product as hypothetical. The record is from RefSeq and is a predicted model, not a curated record. The annotation marks the transcript as partial. The transcript has 2 exons. Lineage: Eukaryota; Ichthyosporea; Ichthyophonida.
GUGCUGCUUUAUGAGCAAAUGCCGUAUCUCAUUGAAGAUCUGGUGCACAAUGAAACGGCUGCGAUGACCAUUGCUGCUGUUUUCAACAACAACGCUACCCUCACCAACACUAUCACUGCCGGUCAGAUCCGAGACACACUGCUGAUCAUGCAGCAAGGCUACAAGCACAGCACUGCCCUCAUGUCACUCCUGCGCACUAUGUUCAAGGGGGAAAGUGGGCCAUACCAGGUAUGUCUGCUGCAUG